Messenger RNA from Indicator indicator, 339 nucleotides. RefSeq names its product arginine vasopressin induced 1 (gene AVPI1). The transcript is spliced from 2 exons. The record is from RefSeq and is a predicted model, not a curated record. Lineage: Eukaryota; Metazoa; Chordata; Aves; Piciformes; Indicatoridae. Bases 1 to 339 code for a protein of 112 amino acids.
AUGGGCACCCCGGCCUCGGUAGUGAGCGACCUUCCGGGGCGGGCGGUCACCGCAACUCGCGGUCGCAAGCGGGCCUCGGCCAACAUCUUCCAGGGACUCGGGCUGCCAGAGCUGCGGAACCUGUUCCGGAGCGGUGGGGCCGAACGGCCCGAAGAGCGCGCCCGCCUCGUCUGGCGGUACGCGGGCCAGCGGCGCAUGGCGCGAGCACUGCGGCGGCUUCGGCGGUGGCCAUCCCAAUCCGGAGGCGGGACGGCAGCCCUGCGGCACUUUGGCCGCCUGCGGAUCGCGGAGGAGCUGGAGGGCGACCGUAGGGCAGAGGGGCCCUCGGGGUCCACGUAG